AAUAGUGUGCGAAGUGAGCUAGGCGAUUAAAGACAUAAAAUAAAAAGGCACAAAACGAGUUGUUUUAUAGCCGGUUUAGUUAAGUAGUGAUACGUACUAGUAAAAGAAAAAACCCAUUGGGUUGUAAAAUUUUCACAGCAACAUGUCGGAUCAGACACAGGAAGAAAUCGUGGACAAGAACCGCGGAAAAUGGAGCAACAGCAUCGAGUUCCUCAUGUCCUGUAUCGCCAUGAACGUGGGUUUGGGGAACAUCUGGAGAUUCCCCUUCGUGGCGUACGAGAACGGAGGCGGCGCCUUCCUGAUCCCGUACCUCGCGGUCUUGAUCCUCCUGGGACGUCCCAUGUACUACCUAGAAAUGUGCCUGGGGCAGUUUAGCAGUCGGGGCAACGUGAAGAUGUUCGAGUCCAUGGCGCAAGUCCUCAAAGGUGUCGGGUUCGGGCAGCUGAUUGGGACUUUCUCGGUAGCGACCUACUACUGCUCUUUAAUGGCUUUGACUCUAUACUACUUGAUCCAUUCCUUCAAUUUCGAGCUCCCGUGGUCCCAGUGCGAUAAGCGAUGGGAAGAAACCAAGUGGCUACAGAAUGUCACUUGUAUACCGUCGAAGAGCACCGACAUGGGGCAGGUUAAUAACUCGAUCAGUUCGGCAGAGGCAUGGUUUAGAAUCGAGGUACUAAGGGAGAAAACGGACAUUUCUGACGGGAUAGGGAUACCCAACUGGGAAUUGACGCUAUGUUUGCUGUGUUCGUGGACCAUCACCUUUUGUAUUUGCGCAAAAGGGGUGCAAAGCUCCGGAAAAGCGUCGUACUUUCUGGCUAUUUUCCCGUUCGUUAUCUUGUUUGCUUUACUAAUACGAGCGGCCACCCUCGAGGGUGCAGGCGUGGGCAUUUUGUACUUUAUAACGCCGGACUGGGAAAAGCUACUCAGCGCUAAGGUUUGGUAUUCCGCAGUCACUCAGUGCUUUUUUUCUUUGAAUAUUGGCUUCGGCUCUGUGACUAUGUAUGCCUCCUAUAACACGUUCCACCACAAUGUCUUCAGGGACGCCAUGGUCGUGACAACCCUAGACACCUUCACCUCGUGUCUCUCGGGUCUAAUCAUCUUCGGCAUUUUGGGCAACCUAGCCCACAAGAUGAACGUGGAGGUCCCAGAUGUGGUCAAAUCCGGCGGCACAGGUUUAGCGUUUAUUUCGUACCCCGAAGCCAUAGCCCGAUUCGAGGACGUCCCAUGGCUCUUCGCUAUUUUGUUCUUCUUCAUGUUGUUCGUGCUAGGAGUCGGCAGUCUGAUAGCCCUCAAAGGUUGCGCCUUCACGGUCAUUCUGGAUGCCUUUCCACACUUGAAAACAUGGCACGUGUCUUUUUGUACCGCCGUGGUGGGGUUUCUGGUGGGGCUAGUGUACAUUACACCCGGUGGUCAAUUCAUCUUCACCAUGGUCGACUUCUUCGGCGGUACUUUCAUCUUCUACGUGCUAACGAUCAUCGAAAUCUUAGCCGUGAUGUGGUGGUACGGGUUGAAGAACAUCUGCCUCGACAUCGAGUUCAUGUCGAAGAGAAAACCAGGACCGUACUGGCGCAUCUGCUGGGCCGUCAUAAUCCCCGCGGUACUCAUCACCGUCUUCGUGUACUUCGUCGUAACUCUCGAGGAACUAACAUACGAAGACCAGUCGUACCCGUUCCACGUGAUAAUAUGGGGUUGGUUAUUGUUCGGCGUGGGCAUCCUCCAACCCAUCCUCUGGUGGUCGAUCGAAAUCAUCAAAAACCUUAGAAAAGAGCCGCUUUCCAAGGCCGUCCUCGCCACCUUCAAGCAUGACGGCUGGAGACCCAAAGACGCCGCCAUCUUCGACGACUGGACCCAGUUCAAGACCGACCAGACCCAAAAAUCCAUCGUCAAAGAGAACUGGUUCAAGAAAAAGUUGUACCUGCUAAUCGCAAAGUAAUACACCAUCAGCCUCCA
Messenger RNA from Zophobas morio, 1947 nucleotides. Its product is annotated as sodium-dependent nutrient amino acid transporter 1-like. Gene Ontology annotation, cellular component: plasma membrane. The record is from RefSeq and is a predicted model, not a curated record. The transcript has 9 exons. Gene Ontology annotation, biological process: sodium ion transmembrane transport. Gene Ontology annotation, molecular function: L-amino acid transmembrane transporter activity. Bases 143 to 1930 code for a protein of 595 amino acids. Lineage: Eukaryota; Metazoa; Arthropoda; Insecta; Coleoptera; Tenebrionidae.